Molecule: messenger RNA, 983 nt
Organism: Spinacia oleracea (spinach)
Lineage: Eukaryota; Viridiplantae; Streptophyta; Magnoliopsida; Caryophyllales; Amaranthaceae
Exons: 2
Coding region: 181-765 (194 amino acids)
Source: RefSeq, a predicted model, not a curated record
CCAACAUAAUCUCAAAAAGCAAGAGACCAAAUUUUCAAAUUCCCGCGCUCAACUCCGUUCUUCAAUUCUUCCCUCACCUUUCCCUGCCGGUGGGUCUCGUCGGUGGUUCUCUCCCUCUAGCUUCCUCGUCGGUGGUUCUCUUUUCUCGUCGGUGGUUCUCGCCGUCUAGCCUCCUCGUCGAUGGUUCUCUUUUUUCGUCGGUGGUUCUCGCCAUCUAGCUUCCUCGUCGGUGGUUCUCGCCAUCUAUCUUCUCCGUCGCUGAACCAGCUAGCUUGCUCGGGCGGUGGUUCAGCUUGCGUCCUGUUCUUCGUCAAUCUUUUCGCCGCAAUUUUGCUUACAAAGAUUGGAUCAAGGUUUGUCACUUUACCAGUAGAGAGACUUCUAGCAGUAGUCAAUGCCCUGCUCCACCAGUGCUACAAGUAUCCAACUGCAACUACUGCGGAGGUGCCUCAGUCUCUUAGGAAGGAGCUUUCCGGUGUCUGUAGGGCUUGCUUCUCAGCAGAUGUUGUAAACAAGCAUGUUGAUUUCGUGCGAGAGUACAAGCCAGACUUUGAACGUGACAUUGAUCCAGUUAACACUUCUACCUUCCCAGCAACACUUUCUGAACUCACUGAGAGAUUGAAGCAUUGGAAUAAUAUUCUGCCAAGCAAUGUUGAAGACAGAUUUCCUGCUGUGCUGAAGCUGGAAAAGGAAAGCAGGGUUUUGCAUGAUUUCCAUGUUGUUGAUGUUGAGCUCCUAGGACAAUAUUUCACUGAUCAGGUAUGAAUAGUUCUCAUCAGACAUAGAAUCCUCUAUUGCUUGACUCUACAUAGUGAUUUUGGCGUUUUUAUAUAAAAAAGAAUAGCUUUCUCUAUUUCUUUUUUCUCUUAAUUUGUUAGCUAAAACUUUUCUAUUUCCUUAGGAAAUUUCUCCUGAUCAUACAAUAAAAUUAGGUUACCUAAUACAACAGGAAUAGGGUUAGUGCAAAUCAUAUUUCUGAAAUA